This is a messenger RNA of Halteromyces radiatus, 1994 nucleotides long. Its product is annotated as quinon protein alcohol dehydrogenase-like superfamily. The record is from RefSeq and is a predicted model, not a curated record. The transcript is spliced from 2 exons. Lineage: Eukaryota; Fungi; Mucoromycota; Mucoromycetes; Mucorales; Cunninghamellaceae. Gene Ontology annotation, molecular function: protein binding. The coding region runs from base 15 to 1973 and encodes 652 amino acids.
UUUUUUUGUAAAAGAUGAAGUCAUCACAACAAAAAACAAAUAAUGAGGAAAAACCAUUGAAAGAUAAAGAUAAUGACGUACCUUCUAUUCAUGACUUUUUAUCUCGACAUAUACCACCUCAAGUUUCCAACAACAGAAAACUAUGUUAUCGUCAUAGACCAGAUUUGAUCAAGAAACGUAUGCCUGAUGCAUUUGACUUUAAUCAAGUUCAAAAGCAAAUGGAACAAUUUGGUACUAACGAUCGAGCAGCUAUCACUCAUAUUUGGUCAUUAUUCUCUGCUGCACCUUCUGAUCAAAGAAUGCUUAUUUUGAAAGGUUUACUCUCGACUUGUUGCAUGCCUCAACUUUCCUUUUUACAUGAUGAAAUCAAACCUCUACUACGUAUCGAUUUUGUCUCCAUUUUACCUCAUGAAGUUUCCUUACAAAUCUUCUCUUAUAUGGAUGCAAAAUCUCUUUGUCAUGCUGCUCAAGUCUCACAAUCAUGGCGUUCCUUGGCUGACGAUGAUGCUUUAUGGCACCGUAUGUGUGAACAACAUAUUGAUAAGAAAUGUACAAAGUGUGGUUGGGGUUUACCUUUACUAGACAAAAAACGACAAAUUGUACGAAAACGAUCUCUCGCUACUGCCUUUCAACAACAACAACAACAACAAUCAAUGGACUCCCCUCUUCGUACAGCUUGUGGGCCUUCGACUAGUCAAGAAGAUGAAAUACAAGCAACAAAUAACAAUAAUAACAACAACAAUAAACGACCGAAAGUGAAUAGCACAUCAUCAUUUGAUUCCUUUACUAAUGAUAACUCUUUGAAACCACCAUCAUCAUCUACACAACCAGGAGUUAUUAUUAGACGACGACCUUGGAAGGAAGUUUACAGUGAAAGACUCAUGGUGGAACGUAAUUGGCGUAACAACAAGUAUAGUGUACGGCGUCUUACUGGUCACACCGAUGGCGUGAUGUGUGUCCAAUUUUGCGAUUCAAGUAAUAUUGUGAUGACAGGCUCUUAUGACAAGACAAUUCGAAUUUGGAAUUUGGAAACUGGGGAUUUGAUACGGGUACUCAAAGGUCAUACUCGCUGUGUCCGUGCUUUACAAUUCGAUGAAGCCAAAUUGGUUACAGGUGCUAUGGAUAAUACUCUCAAAAUCUGGAAUUGGCAUUCUGGUGAGUGUAUUCGAACAUUGGAAGGUCAUACUGGUGGUGUCCUUAGUUUACACUUUGAUUGUCGUUUAAUGGCCAGUGGAUCAACAGAUUAUACUAUUCGGGUGUGGAAUUUUCAAGCCGGUGAAUGCUGCACUUUAACAGGUCAUACUGAAUGGGUCAACUCUGUACGAUUAUGUCAACAAGAUAUGUUGGUGUCUGGUAGUGAUGAUUCAACUGUGCGUCUUUGGGAUCUUACCAGUCGUACGUGUAUUCGUGAAUUCAGAGGUCAUGUGGGUCAAGUACAAAUCGCUCUACCAAGUCCUAAAGGAUUUACUCACCGAUUAUUGGAAGAAGAAGUGGCUAUCGAUACUAAUGAACGUAGAACAACAAAUGGAUUUCGACCUGGGUGUGAAACAUCAUCUUCGACAACAACAACAAAUACUUAUAUACCAUCAUCAACAACCAUAAAUAGACAAUCCCGAAGAAAUGAUAACGAAAAAUCAGGAACAGUACCACCUGCUGAAUUAUCAGAUACACCAAUCAUUAUGACAGGAUCUUUGGAUAAUACAGUCAAACAAUGGAAUUUGAAAACUGGUGCUUGCGUACGAACUCUCUUUGGUCAUGUCGAAGGUGUGUGGGGAUUAGCUUAUGAUACUUUACGUGUCGUUUCUGGUUCUCAUGAUAAAACCAUCCGCGUUUGGGAUAUGGAUAGUGGACGAUGUAUGCAUGCUUUAGAAGGCCAUAAUGGACCCGUGACAGCUAUUGCUCUUAGUGAUACCAAGAUUGUUUCUACUUCUGAUGAUGGUGAUGUUCGUAUUUGGGAUUAUGGUGUACAUUGAUGAUUGGAUUCUCUAUCUGUC